Messenger RNA from Guyanagaster necrorhizus, 2898 nucleotides. Its product is annotated as PigN-domain-containing protein. Bases 66 to 2864 code for a protein of 932 amino acids. Gene Ontology annotation, biological process: GPI anchor biosynthetic process. Lineage: Eukaryota; Fungi; Basidiomycota; Agaricomycetes; Agaricales; Physalacriaceae. The transcript is spliced from 19 exons. The record is from RefSeq and is a predicted model, not a curated record. Gene Ontology annotation, molecular function: mannose-ethanolamine phosphotransferase activity. Gene Ontology annotation, cellular component: endoplasmic reticulum membrane.
UCUUGGUUUCCUUCCACGUUGAGCUCAGGACUCUGUGCCGACACGACAGAAGAACUCUAUUGGCCAUGGCCGACUAUAAUGUUGCGCAUCUCCUCAUCAUUGGGCUACUUUUCCAUCUCAUCUUCAUUUACUCCGUGUUCGACUGCUAUUUCACAAGCCCCGUUGUCCAUGGAAUGUCGAGCUUCAAUGUAGGUUACAGGGAAGCCAAAAGACUGGUUCUCAUUGUCGGCGACGGUCUGCGGGCAGACCUUUUAUUUGAACUGAACGGGUUUUCAGCAUUCCCCAAUACACCCGGUGUCGUCGCGCCCCAUAUACGCUCUAUCAUUGAACACCGAGGCGCUUUUGGGAUAUCACACACUCGAGUGCCUACCGAAAGUCGACCAGGACACGUCGCAAUCAUCGGCGGAAUGUAUGAAGAUGUGUCUGCUGUAGCCAAGGGAUGGAAGACGAAUCCAGUCGAUUUUGACUCCAUCUUCAAUCAGUCAAGUCACACAUAUUCCUUUGGAUCUCCGGAUAUUUUACCAAUGUUCACUCGUGGUGCAGUCCCAGGAGUAGUGGAAGAAUGGAGCUAUGACGAAGAUGCGGAAGACUUCACGCAAGAUGCGACAAAGCUCGACUUAUGGGUUCUCGAUCAUCUGCGUGAUCUCUUGCACAAUGCCACUGUUAAUCCUACUUUGGAUCGUCAACUCCGCUCGGAUAAGGUAGUGAUUUUCCUGCAUCUUUUGGGCCUGGACACGACGGGACAUUCAUACCGACCGCAUUCCCUUGAGUACAUGAACAACAUUCGGGUCGUCGAUGGAAUCGUAAAAGAGACGGAGAAAUUGAUAUCUGACUUCUUUCAAGACAACGAGACAAGCUACAUCUUCACUGCAGAUCACGGCAUGUCUGUGAUCGGAAACCAUGGGGAUGGAAAUCCUGACAGCACGCGAACGCCCCUCGUUGCUUGGGGAAAAGGAAUCCGUGGGCCUCUUCCUGAUUCGAUUCCUUCUUCGCAUGACGAUUAUUCACGGCCAUGGGGCCUUUCUCAUCUAUACCGAAGGGAUGUUGAACAGGCAGAUAUAGCCGCUCUCAUGGCCGCUCUAGUAGGCAUUGACUGGCCUGUAAAUUCUGUGGGCGUCUUACCCGACGCGGAUCCUACCCGGCCUGGUUAUUUGCUUCCCAAGAAUGGAGAUCAAUCACUCGCAGUAGCUGCCUUUGUCAACGCAAAGACAAUAUUGGACAACUAUCGAAUUCAGCAUGCAGAAAUCAAGAAAAGACAUAAGAACUUCUAUAGACCAUUUGCACCAUUAGAAGCGGCAACGAAGUCAGGAUAUUCUCGCCGGAUAGAAGCACUUCAAGAAAUCGAGCGUUCUAUAUUUGAAAGUGACUGGUACGGCGCUCGUGUCGCUGCCCUUGAUCUCAUUACCAUCGGCCUUGAAGGCCUUCGUUACCUCCAGACGUAUGAACGGACUUUACUGCGAACGAUUGCUACAACCGCCUACGCUGGAUGGGCAGCAUACGCAUCGCUGUUUGUUUUCAAACCAGGGGGUCCCGCACGACGAUCUCCAACCAUCAUGGCUACAGCGUUCGUGGUGCUGUUAAGUUUCUGGGGACUUUUCUUCUCAGAGCAAGCAUAUUGGACGUAUUAUCUAUAUAUAACCUUUCCGUGUUACUUUUGGCAGCGGUUCCUAUCGCAAAUUCUUCCUCUGUUGAAGCUUUCGACUUUCAAUGUUUCGCGAAGGCAUAUUUGGACAACUAUUUCAAGAUUUUGCUUUAUAUUUUCAGCACUGAUAAGUAUGGUGGUCGCUUAUACACAUCGAUCGAUUUGGAGCAUCGGCUUCAUCGUAAUUGGUUUUGUGUGGCCUGCUACGUUUUGGUCCUCUGAAGAUAGAGUCCAGGUUGCUAGGUCCCAAUGGUUGUGGAUGGCGUCUUGUCUCGUAACGGCCAUUUUCCCGCUACUUAGCGUAGACAAGACGGAGACUCUGUCUUCGAUAUUACUGGGAGGCGGAGGCGUGCUUUUUAUUGGAGCCUUUAUGAUUAAACAAGUUGCCAGAUCUGCUUCAAGGUCGCUGCUUUCGAUAUUUUACACUCAAUGCUUGCUUGUUGUGAUCACUAUGAUCGUCACCGCAAGUUCGGUACGGUGUCUACAAGCCAAGACAGGUUUACCCUUGCUGAAUCAAAUAUCCGGAUGGAUUGUGUUAUCUGUAUCUUCACUGCUUCCGUUCUUCUCUUGGGCCAAGCACUCUACCCCUGUGUCGAAGAUUCUGAUGUACUUCCUCGGGUUUGGGCCGUGUUUCGUUAUCCUUUCCAUCAGUGUUGAGGGCAUAUUCUAUGUUGCGUACUCUAUGACCCUGUUGUGUUGGAUUGAAGUGGAGGCAUCGCUUCGCAAUUCACAUUGUUCCAACCCGGGAAAAGCCGGAAGCUACCACUUUCAAGCAGACGAUUUGCGUAUCGUGCUUUUCUUUUUGUUCUUCGUGCAAGUUGGUUUCUUUGGAACGGGAAAUGUGGCAUCCGUCUCCUCAUUCUAUUUGUCUCCAGUGUAUAGACUGAUACCUAUAUUUAAUCCGUUCUAUAUGUCGGCAUUACUGUUGUUCAAAAUUAUUGCACCGUACAUCAUCUUGUCCGUGGCAUUUGCAACUUUGACAUACCGGUUGCAUCUCCCCCCAUUCGCUCUUUUCCUCAAUGCUCUGAUGAUAACAGAUGGCAUGACCGUAAUAUUCUUUUUCAACGUCACGGAUACCGGCUCAUGGUUGGAGAUUGGCCAGACAAUCAGUUUCUUCGUGGUUGCAUCGCUGUUGCUAGCGUGGUCUGGAGGGAUAUGUGCUGGUGGAGAAUACUUGAUGGCCGAUGUGCUUAUUAGAUCCCAAAAAUUCCACGUAGAAUAGAAUAAUACAUCAUAUCGAGCAAGGCAGCCGAGAG